Molecule: messenger RNA, 1314 nt
Organism: Hypoxylon fragiforme
Lineage: Eukaryota; Fungi; Ascomycota; Sordariomycetes; Xylariales; Hypoxylaceae
Exons: 1
Coding region: 243-1307 (354 amino acids)
Molecular function (GO): acyltransferase activity, transferring groups other than amino-acyl groups
Source: RefSeq, a predicted model, not a curated record
AGCGAAGAAAAUUGCUUAUAAUCCCUUACGUAAAGUGAAGUAGACUAUUCUUCGCUCUGAUAUUCAUACACUUGGCAGCUAAAGAGUAUCGCGGGUAGGUAAGGUGUCAGUUCCAUUGCCAUUAGGCUGCAGUAUUAUAUAUCUUGGGUUGAAAGUCCGCGCUUCCUCCUGACCUACUUGCUUCAUCUGAGGACUCACACGCCAGUCUGUUCUUACUCGAGCCUUUGCAUAAAUCUGCUCAGAUGCCCAGACAAGAAGUUUUAGAAUUGCACCCUAUAGGGUGGGAGUCAGACCCGCCGGAUGAAUUCCUGAACCUAUCCCUUCUAGACUAUUGCGUUGGACAAGUGUACUGCAACUAUGCUCUUUUCUUCAAACUCUCGGAUGCCGAUAAACCCAAAGUCAUCCCCGUACUCAAGCAUGGCCUCGAAAUCACCUUAAGCCAAUGCCGCCAACUGUGUGGCAGGCUCGAGGAACUUCCAGAUGGCGGGAUGUGCCUCCACAAGAAGAGAGAAGACACCGUCCAAUUGCAUUUGCAAUGGCUAGAUGAAGAAGGUGAUAGGUAUCCUUCUUUCGAAGACCUGGAAAAGCGUCACUUUGUCUCCCAAGCCCUAGGUAACAUAGACACGUGGUGUGUGGCGCCGAUGACCUAUGGAGAAAAGCCUGAAGCCGAGCCUGCGAGCAAGCCUAAAGCAGCUGCUUUCAAGGCCAACUUCAUACGUGGCGGCUUAGUCUUCAUGAUGCACCAUCACCAUACCUGUAACGAUGUUAUGGGAUGGGCUGGCGAACUACAUCAGCUGGCUGAGAACUGUGCCGCCCUCUGGGCCUCUCCAGAUAAUCCAACGGGUCUUCCACCUUGGGACCCGGCCUGUCUUGACCGUUCGAGGAUCAGCAGGCCGAACCCCCCCGAGGACCAGCGCAUCGACGGGCCCGUGCCGCCUUUGAAGCACCCCGACCACAAACUCGGCCAGUGGCUACUAUUCCAUCUGCCGAAGAGCAAGAGCGCCGAGCUCAAGAAACUGGCGAGCCCCGUAGACGAAAGUUACUGGAUCUCGAGCUAUGAUGCUUACAUGGCGUAUAUUUGGCGCAUUUUGACGAAGCACAGGGCCAAAUUUUUUAAAUCAGACCCGAAGCUGAAACUCCUCUGGGGCGAGGCCGUCGACAUGCGAAGGCGAUUUCAUGAUCCACCGGUACCGGAGCGCAUACAGGGAAACGUUGUCUUCGUGGCGUUGAGCACGCAGAGCUCCGUGCCGGAACUUACCCUUGAGGAGGUUGUCUCGGAGGCGCCGUUGUCGAAACUAGCGUGGUAAGUUGAGC